Messenger RNA from Gasterosteus aculeatus aculeatus (three-spined stickleback), 6537 nucleotides. NCBI's taxonomy places the organism in Eukaryota, Metazoa, Chordata, Actinopteri, Perciformes, Gasterosteidae. The record is from RefSeq and is a predicted model, not a curated record.
CCUCGCGCAGGAUCAGAGGUGAUGACACGCGCGACACCCAGUCCCGCUGGAGACGUGGUGACAGGCAGCACGCCGGAUCAACGCCCGGGCCGAACGACACUUUCCGCGCUUCUCCCCCCGCGGGCUCUGCAGGACACCGAUGGGGAACUCCUAUGCAGGCCAGCUGCGGACCACACGCUUUGAGGAGGUCCUGCAUAACUCCAUUGAGGCGUCGCUGAGGUCCAACACCGUGGUGCCUCGGCCUGUCUUCUCACAGCUGUUCCUUGAGACGGAGCAGCCGUUGGCACAUGAUGGCCGUACUGAAAAUGAUGAUGAAGAUGAGGAAGUUGGCUCAGAGUCUAACAGCCCCCCAAUACCCUAUCAGAUGAAGCCCCCACCUGAGGGAUGCUGCACAGUAAAUGGCUUCUGUCAGGCAGCCAAAGACCUGCGUCUGUCCUCAGUGGGAUCCGAUCCCUUGGAUGUGCCGACUGGGUUUAUGUUGGUGGGGGUGAAGUCCCCCUCCCUCCCUGAGACCUUGCUGGUGUGCGCUGUGGACCGCCGCUUCCUGCCAGAUGAACGGGGGCACAACGCACUGCUGGGCUUUUUAGGGAACUGUAUUGGCUGUGGAGAGAAAGGCUUUCGUUAUUUCACAGAGUUCUCGAACCACAUUAACCUAAAGCUCAGCACCCAGCCCAAAAAACAGAAGCACCUGAAGUACCAUCUGUGUCGGAACAACCAGAACGUGCUGGUCAAAGGAGCUCCCAUCUGCUGGAGGGGACACGAUGGCAGGAUGAGACAGAUGGGGUCCAGUCUCUCAGAAGCACAUGGGACAUCCGAUGAACAGCUAGCAAACAUGGCACUGACACACCCACCGCACACACCUGGCAGCUACACAGCAGGAUCAAAUGUGGACCCGAUUGGUCUGCCACAAAUAGCCGUCGUCCCACACUCGCAGACAAAUGGCAACCACGUGGUUCCCUCCAACGCCCUGCCCCCUUUAAACCAGUCAAGACCUGGAAGACCCUCAGUUAAAGGGUCCCAUGCCAAUGCAGGACCUCCAAAGAAGAGACACAAGGGCUGGUCGCCCGAGUCGUCCUCCAACAGUCAGUCAGAGAGCACAGCGAAGACACCAACCUCGUCAUCGGCCUUGUCCACAAUACCAGUGUCUUCUGUCCUCACUAAUGGAGCCAGAUCAGAGACCACAGCCCUGUUGAGUUUGUUGCAGGGAUCCUCCUUGACACCACUUUCUCCACCAGGGUUGUCUGUGACAAUCCCCGAUCAACUGCUACACACCUGCAGACUGCGACCAGUCAUCUUUAAAGGUCAUGGUUCACUCCCUCAGCUGACUGGAAAUGCAGAUGAAGUGCUCCUCAGUUCUCUGCUUCAGAGUUGUUAUCUGAGCUCUCAGACCCUCCCCAGAGUCUACCAGCACUAUGGACCAUCACCCAUUCAGCCGCUGUCCGCUGAGAUGCAGAUUCUACUCACAGUCUACUACCUCGUUCAGCUAGGACCUGACCAGGUGCCGCUAAUAGAAGACUUGGAACAGAUAUUCAUGAGGUCAUGGAGGGAGUCUCAUCUCAGCGAGAUCAGACAGUAUCAGCAGCCUCAGACACCAGGCAGCCAAGGGAGGCACUAUGGCAUGGAGACUACAUCCACGCUGCCUGGGCUCCCCCAACAUCUCUCCUUACCUCCCCAGAGCCAACAACCUCUGACCCCCAGCCAGCUCCCUUGGCUUGCCCAGCUGGCUGCAUCCUCCUGUGGAGAGGGUGUUGUGGUGUUGGGGGAAAAUAUUGGAUCUUUGGCACAAGGCCUCCAGCAAAUGUUUGGCAGAUUAAUGGAAGGACGGCUUGAAAACACCAACUAUGUGGUGAUAAUUGUCACUGCAGCUGGACAGGAAACACAGUCCUGUGUGGUCGUCACAGGUAGACAUCAGUGUCGUGCCUUGGCAGAGAGUAUGUUCUCCCCCAAAGAGGGUCUGAAAGAAAUCAACCACCAGCUCUCCACUGGUGUUGCCCAGGAACUCAUCCAUUACUGCAAUUCCCAAGAAGAUGGUGACUUGGAUUCCCUGCUGGAUGGUGCCACUGUGGACAGCAGUGAGCCAUCUCCCUUAUCCAGCAGUCAAGAGUCGGCUGAGGAAAGGUGUCUUAAAACCACACACAGUCCCAAAGACACAAACAGUCCCAAGGGUUCAAAAGACUUACCGAGCCCUCAAGAGCGAGCUUCAAGUCCCAAAGACACUUGUUCAGAAUACUCCGUAGAGUGGCGUGAGGUUCGUCCCAUUCAGCUGGCGGUGGCCAGGAAGCUGCUGUCCCAUGUUUGUGCCAUAGCAGACUCCAGCACACAGAACCUGGAUCUCGGCUCCUUCGACAGGGUCAGCUUCCUCAUCCUGGUCCCGUCCUCAGAGGUCACGUUCCAGCAGACCGUUCUUCACCUCUGGAAUUCUGGUGUCCUUCAGGAGCUUGGGGGUUCAGACCAGGAAUGUGUGUCUCAACGGGAGGCUGAGCGUUACGUGGUCAAGUUGGAUCAGAGCGCUCAGGCACGAAUUGACAGCCUGACGCAGGAAGCACAAAGCAACUCCUACACGCUCUACAUCCUUGUCCAUGACCACGCCCACUGGGACAUUGAAAGCGCAUCCCACAGUAGCCCAGACAGCGGUUUGGGUCUGGUGGACCAGCUGUUGAACUCCUGUCAGGUCAGAGAUACUCCAAACAUCUUGAUUCUUCACGUCACGUCCUUCCCCUUCGCCUUGCAGACACAGUAUACCCGCAUCAGCCCCUACAAUGAGAUCCACUGGCCCUCUGCAUUCAGUAACGAUGUGGACCUGUAUCACGAGAAGACACGCUACUUUGGUGUGUCAGAGCUUUUAGAGUCGACCCGUUCGGGAAGCAGCCUGCCUCUGAUGCGUCAUGAUUCCUCCUUUGAAAGCAUGGCAUCUGCCCUGGAAGAAAGGUUCCCUAAACUGCACAGUGCUGUGAUCCGGACUACAGUUUUGAUCCAACAGUACUGCAUAGCUCUGAUGGCUGCGUCCGGCAGAGUUGGCAGCUCCCACAAUCUCCACAAACACACCUCCGUGGAGACCCUGGAGAUUGUGCAAUCACUGCUCACCGCUUCCCAGCAAUGUCCCGCCCACCAUGGUCACAUGGUCCUCCUGCGGAUCCCCUCCUUGGCUCUGGCAGCAUGGGCCCACCGGCGGCUGUCCAGAGUUAGGAGGCAGCUGGGUCUGGAGGAGAGUUUUGAAAUCAUACUGGGGAAUCCAAACCAAGCUCUGAAUAUUGGACAAAGCUUCACUGAUCAGAUCAAGACAUGGCUGAAGAUCCAGGAUGCUGACUGGGUUCCUCAGACCUAUUUAGAGCUGGAGGCCCUGCCCUGCAUCCUGAUCCUGUCAGGAGCUGAGCCGCUGGGAGAAUCACUGCCAAGGUCAUUGAAGUAUUGUGAUCUCAGGGUGAUAAGCUACUCCUACCUUCAGCGAACCACACUCGAACAAGAGCUGGGACUAGCUGCUUAUCUUGUGAGAGCGGAGUCUCGACCCCCACACAACCUCGGACCAGGAAGUGACCUGCUGGAGAGCGAUGCAGAGAAGCUCAGCAGCACUGACAAUGAGGAGGAGGAAGGACAGGAGAAUGGAGAAUCCCCACUGUCAUGCAGCCAGCAGCUACAGUCAUGUCCAGACAGCGGACCUUCCGAUCCCUUCCCCACCCAAAGCACCACCUCUCCAAAUGUCCCCAAAGAGGGGACCGUGGAUCCCAUUCAGCCUCCCUCGCAUUCACAGUCUCAACUUCAACCCCAGCCUCAGUCUUUUCAGAAUCCUCAAGCUACAAUACACCAAACUCACGUGCAGAGUCAUUCCCCGGCCCCACCGAUCCCCCAGCUUCAGCCACCGCCCCAAACUCCGAUUCAAAACCAGUCACUAUCUCAAACUAAUUCCCAACCUUACCCUCAAACGCUUCCCCAGCAGCAGUCCCUCUCUCAGAUGGCCAUACCCCAAACGCAGUCCCGCCUCCAACACUCCAAAUCCACCUCCUCCGGCUCCUUGUCCCCGCGAGCCUCCUCCCCUAAUCACACCUGCUCCUGGGCGAGGGGAGUGAGUCGUCCGCCUUCCGUGCUCCUCCCGCGUGCCCUCUACGAUAUUAUCACAGCCAGCGACAGCAGCGGGCUUCCACGAUGUACGUCGUUCCUGCCUCACAUGUCUGUUGCAUGGGCAAGCAGCUUCAGGCCGUUGCUGAGUAAGAUGAUGACAUGCACAGAACAGUCACUGUACUAUCGACAGUGGACGGUCCCCCGGUCCUACCACAUGGACAGCAGCAAUCGCACUGAAGGUCGAAGUGACAACUUUCACCCUCGCAGACUGCUGCUCAGCGGCCCCCCUCAGGUGGGUAAGACGGGAGCGUACCUGCACUUCCUGGGUAUUCUGUCUCGAAUGCUGAUCAGGUUGAUGGAGGUGGACAUCUACGAUGAAGAAGACAUCUACAAUGAAAAGGGGGAGGGCGUGUUGUACCACCCGCCCAAAUCUUCCUGGCCAAACCCCGGCAUCAUGAAGACGAUGCCCUUUGACUACACCAUCCACGACCCUAAAUAUGACGACAUCAGCUCUGUCUAUUGCCCUGGAUUUACACCCAGUUUCGAGGGACACCCCGCGCGGCAGGAGGACGUGUACCUACGUAGGCGAACGUCUAGGAUCAAGUUGUCUAAAUAUGCCGCGUACAACACAUACCACCACUGUGAGCAGUGUCAUCAGUACUUGGGCUUCAACCCCAGAUACCAGAUGUACGAGUCAACACUUCGUGCCUUCACAUUCACCCAUCUACUGCUUGGGGAGGAGAUCCAGCUCUACUUCAUCAUCCCAAAGUCUAAAGAGCACUACUUUAGCUUCAGCCAGCCAGGUGGCCAACUGGAGAGCAUGCGUCUGCCUCUCGCCUCUGAUUGGAGCCCAGACUGCAUCAAAAGUCCAAUCUUCACCCCAACCACAGGUCGCCAUGAGCACGGUCUGUUUAACCUGUACCAUGCUAUGGACGGAGCUUCACAUCUACAUAUCCUGGUGGUCAAAGAGUAUGAGAUGGCUGUGUAUAAGAAAUACUGGCCCAACCACAUAAUGCUGGUACUGCCCACCGUCUUCAACGGAGCUGGAAUAGGCGCAGCUCACUUCUUGAUUAAAGAGCUCUCGUAUCACAACUUGGAGCUGGAGCGCAGUCGGCGUUUGGAGGGAGGGGGCCCGACGGAUGACGUCUGGCCCUUUAUCAUCCUGGCCGAUGACUCCUGCGUCAUGUGGAACGCAGUGGACCUCGACGCACACAAUGGUUCAGUGGAGCACGCUGUGUCACUGAAGCAGAUCUUACAGCACAUGGAGGCCUGUCCGGAGCUGGCCCACUACGGACUGUGCGGGAUCAGGAAGUGGAGCAGCCGUGGAUUCACAGGUCAGGGUAAUAAACUGAGGGAGCCCUUUUCCAGAGGUCACCUUCAUGACUUCCUUCUCCUCAAUGUCGACCGGAGCCAGAAUGUCCAGUACGACCAGAACCGCUUCACCUGUCACGAUGUGGACUUCACCCUGAGGCUACACAGUGCCGGCCUGCUCGUCUGCCGCUUCAACAGCUUCAGCGUCAUGAAGAAGCAGAUUGCCAUUGGAGGAUACAGGACAUUCAUUAUCAAGACCAAGACAACAGAUGUUCCCACCUCAGUGGGGCCCUCGCAGUACAUCUGUGCCCCAGACAGCAAGCACCUUUUCCUGGCUACACCAGCUCAGCUGCUCCUGGAAAAAUACCUUCAACACACCAGACAGAAGCUGUUUCCACUGAGUACCAAGAACUACACGCACCCCGUACUGUCUGUGGAUUGUUACCUCAACCUGGGACCUGAGGUGACGGUGUGUUUUGUGAGCUCCAGACCUCACUCUGUCAACAUCAGCACCACCGGGAUGCUGUUCAGUGGCCUUCUCCUCUGUUUCGCCGACUCGUUUGUGACACCCGGGUUCCUUAAGAAGUUCACCUUCCUGAAAGGUGCGACUCUGUGUGUCAUCAGUGCAGAUCGUAGCUCCUUGAGGCAGACGGUGGGCAGGCUGGAGCUGGAGGAGGAGUGGAGGUUCAGGCUCAGCGAUGAAUUCCAGACUGCCAACGCCAAGGAGGACCGACCGCUCUUCUUCCUGACCGGGAAACAUAUAUGACUGAAUGACACAUAGGGUCUAGAGUGUUUAACAAAAGGUUCUGCAUCAAAGAGAAUACGUGUUAUGGCCAAAGAAAGAAGAGGAGAAAGAACGAGGACACAAUCAUUUGUGUGCAAUUGUAGCCUAUUUUUGGCAACAGACAUUUUAGUGUUUUAUUUUUAUUUUCUAUUUUGGAUAUUAAAUAUUUUGAAUAUAUUUAGUCAAAUUUGUAUUUUGUAAAAGAGAAAGUACUUAUCCAGUGUGUACAUUAAAUAGUUUUGUGCUAGAACUUUUGUUGUACUUUAUGCUCAAUAGACUGUAUGGUGAUUUUAUUUGUAACUGAAGACACAAACCCACCGUGUGUUUUAAGCAUGUCAUGUACAGUUUUGUAUGGCUUCAUUGUAUAAAUGUACAGAUAUUUUAAA